AUGGGGCUGCCCCAUGCUGCUGGGGCCCCCGAGCACACAGAGGAGCCCUGCAGCAUUCCGGGCAGCACUCUGCUUCCGUGCUGCCUGCACCCCCUGCCCUGCACUGCAGCUGGCAACCUGGGGCAGGGGCCGGAUUUGAGCGCCAGAGGGAGGGUCACCGUGCUGUGCUGGCCCAGGGGGGCCACCCUGAAUCAGGAGGGGAGCCCUCAGAGCAACAGCAGCGUCUGUGCACUGAGAGCCAUCCCUGUGCCCUUUCUGCAGGCAUCUCGGGUCCUGCGCAGGUUCAGCCAGUCUUCCCGCUGUCAGGGGAGCCUGGAAGUGCUCUUCCCAAGGCUCCUCAUAGCCCUGCUCAACCACCUGGCAUGGGCUGCACAGACCCUGCUAGACAAGGAGCCGGAGGAUGAUCAACCCAGCCCUUCGCGGUGCGCCAUCCCCUUGCCCUGCCAUUCCCCUGGGCCCUCGGCCGGGGCCCCUGCUCUUUGUGUAACUGGAUCUUGCUCUGCACACAGGGAGGCAGUGGAGGCCAUUAAGGAUCUGCUGUGUGUUGCUGGCUGUGGAGAGAAUGUCCAGCAGAUGCAGGAGGAGGGCGGCUGGGACAUGAUGCUCCAAGGAGAGACCCUGGAGGCAGGAGUCAGUUUGCUGGCCAGAGAGAUGUGCAGGAGCCCAGCUCGGGUGCGGUUCUCCCUCUUCCUGCACACGAGAGACAUCGUAUACUGUGGGAGGAAACAGGAGAACACUUUUGCCAUGGCUUUUUAUGUUGAGCUGCUGGGCUGCCAAGACAUGGCAAAGCAGUCGAGUGAUCUGCAGAUCCUCCGGUCUUAUCUGGACUGUGGCAGUGACAGCAUGCUUCUGCUGGUGCUCAGGGGCUUGGUGGCAGUUGCACAGGACCCGGAUGUGGCAGCAGAAAUGCAGGACAGGGCUAUGCUGGACUUCGUCCUGGGGAGACUGGAGCACAACUCGGAAGAGGUCAGGGUGGAGGCCCUGCUCCUCCUCAGGAAGAUAACAGCUCACCCCACCGGGGAUGAGGAGGCCAUCCACAUCACUCUGAUGCUGGCGGAGAAGCUCCCACUCCUCUUUGGUGAUGAGUCCAGCCAGGUGCGGGAGCUCUCCAUUGAGCUCUUUGGAGAAACAAUGGGGACUCUGGUGAGCGGAAAGGAGAGGUGGAUGCAGAUAAUAAUCCACGGGAACCUGGUCUCUCUCUUGCUAAGAAUGAACGAUAAGACCGAGAGUGUGGCCCAGGCCUCUGCCAAAGCCCUCCUCAUCUGUGCAAAGAUCCUGGGGUGGAGAAAGCUCAAGAGAGAGGUCAAAAGGAAGCGGACAACGAGGAUUGCAGAGAUCCUGGUGGAGCGGGACAGGGAUGUGAAGUACCACGUGCAUGCCUGCCUGCCAUACCUGAGGGACGCUCAGUGUGACGUGAGAUUGGCGGCCAUCAAGUUCAUGGGGGCUGCUGCACGGCACCUGAGUGAGGACUCCAGACAUGGAAGAGCUGCAGGGAAUGAUGCGAUGUGA
This is a messenger RNA of Calypte anna (Anna's hummingbird), 1509 nucleotides long. Its product is annotated as maestro heat-like repeat-containing protein family member 7. Lineage: Eukaryota; Metazoa; Chordata; Aves; Apodiformes; Trochilidae. Gene Ontology annotation, cellular component: cytoplasm. The transcript has 8 exons. Bases 1 to 1509 code for a protein of 502 amino acids. The record is from RefSeq and is a predicted model, not a curated record.